AUGCCGACCUCUGACCAACAAAUCACUGAAACGCGUAUCACUGAAGAAGACUUGUUGGAUCAGGAGAUACUUCAUCGACAGUCUUGUCUCCAAAAUUCUGACUCUGAGAUUGCACCUUUGGCAACGAAAAAGUCUAAUGGAUCAGAAGCACCUUAUUACCAAAUCCAGACGACCAGACGUAUCUGGAUGUUGGUACUGGCCAUUACGCUGCAUAAUAUCCCUGAGGGUAUGGCCGUCGGCGUUGCGUUUGCCUCCUCUUCCGGUAGCAGUGCACAUCCAGCUUCAGCUUCCCAGUUUGUUACGGCCAGUGCGAUUAGCCAUCUUGAAUGUGUAACAGUUGUUGACUCAAGUACGGCAGGCAGCUUUCCGAGACGGGAUGCUGAGUUUUGCUUUUGCGCUUACCGGAAACUGUGGGCUGUUUCGAGGAUCACCUGUUGGCCCUGUAUGCUGGCCACAACCUUUCAUCUUCUAUCUGCACUUCUUUUUACAUCGACUGUUUGGGUUGUGCUUACUUGCUUCGCGUCCGAGACCCUGAUGGGAAUUGGAGAUUGGUCCGAAAGCGAUUGA
This is a messenger RNA of Protopolystoma xenopodis, 567 nucleotides long. The record is from the annotation of a GenBank genome assembly. NCBI's taxonomy places the organism in Eukaryota, Metazoa, Platyhelminthes, Monogenea, Polystomatidea, Polystomatidae.